Molecule: messenger RNA, 2234 nt
Organism: Sycon ciliatum
Lineage: Eukaryota; Metazoa; Porifera; Calcarea; Leucosolenida; Sycettidae
Product: peroxisomal membrane protein PEX16-like
Exons: 10
Coding region: 64-1209 (381 amino acids)
Biological process (GO): peroxisome organization
Cellular component (GO): peroxisomal membrane
Source: RefSeq, a predicted model, not a curated record
GAAAUUAAAUUCUGGGAGCUUUCUUCAUUGUUUGUGGAGUCCUGUUCCCAGUCCAGUGUUGCGAUGGCAAGUGGCCCAGCGUCGCCACUGUUGGUGGUCGAGUGGCUGCAGGGGAAGCUGAAAGCUGCAGCGGGCACGUACCAACACAUGGUGGCCACGGACCCAGCCAUUGCCAGUCAUUUGGAGAAUUUCCUGAAAGGUGCCUCCUACGUUAUACCAGGUGCAUCGGAGGAGUUCUCUGAAUUGAUCUACGCCUUUUCCAAUAUCCUCAGCUACGCUCACGACGCUCUGUUGAAGCAUGCUGCUGGUCUGCCACUCUGGAUCAACACAUCACCCCUGUGCCAGCGCUUGCAAAUGUUCCUGACCACGCUGGAACAGAUUGAAGUGUUUGUGGAGCUUGUUGCUAACCGCUAUAGCACCAUUCAUCGAUGGCUCAUCAUUACGCUCAUCGUCUUUUCAAAGACUCUGCUGCGCCUGUUCCUGCUCCACCAGCGUCCCAGCAUGCAGACCUGGCCCAUCAUUCGACCCGUCGACCGCCAGCAACUACCGGCCAUGACUACUGGCACGCCAUCGAGCACUGCAGCAGCAAAUGGUACCUCAUCUUCGUCUUCUUCUGGUGCCAAUAGACAUGAUAGCUCCGCAACUGCCGGCAAUAGUACUAGUGUUGAUAGCGCAGUAGCAGCAAGUGGAGACUCUGCUCUCCAACGCUCCUACGUGUGGCAAGGCAAGCGCAUGGGCCGAGUGCUGCGUUCACUGCGAGACCCAGAUGAUUUUGAUCCAGUGCGUCGCCAGUCUCUCUCGCAGCUCGUCGGUGUGUCCUUACCACCAUUCUCCUCGUCGUAUAGCCUUGCCGCAGAGAUUAUCUACACACUGCGACCUCUCACACACUUGCUGUGGCUCUUGCGAUGCGGAUUCCGCUCCUGGAAGCCCUGGCUGCUCUCCUUAGCUCUCGAUGCGACAAGCCUGUACAUGCACUACUGCAAGACCGGUUUGUCAGCCGGCGAGCGGUCGGAGCUGACAAGACGCCUGGGCCUGCUGACGUUCUACUGUGUGCGAUCGCCGUGUUACAACAAUGUCACCAGGGCAUACAUCCUAGCAGUCCUGAAGAGGUGCAGUCAGUCAUUCUUCCCUAUUUCCAUGGCAGCUCGUUCAUGUCUGGAUUACUUACCAGCGUGGCAACGAGUCUAUUUCUACACAUGGCUCUCGUGAGCGGCACCAACUAUUGCCUCACUCAAGAUGAAAUGCAUAGCCCUGGCAUUCCUCCCGAGCCAGUGACACGAGGACAGAGGCAUCUAUGCUUUGUCCCCCGCAGAUGAUCCUGACGCAAGUCCUAGCAAGCCUAUACUGUGUAGCCGUGCCCCCGAUGGAGCAUGCUGACAGUAUUUGGAAGUACGCACUCCACAUAGCAAGUAUGCCUGUGGUGUUUACCAGCCGGAUCAAUGGCGUUCCGCUGGCGGAUCAAUGCCUUUUCCACUGCCUCGUCAAUGCUGUUCCACAGCCUGAUCAAUGGAGUGCUGUGGGUCAGUAUUGUCUUCACUGAGGUGCCUUUUUCCCCGCUACCGACGCUAUUCUUGACGUGAUAUGCUGGGACUGGACAGUGUGGCAGCCACUAGGUGAUAGCAUCUCCCAAGUUGGGUUCCGUGCUCUUUGCUAGUGCUUCAUAACCCAACCUUUGCAGGACAACCUUGAAGACCGGUCAGGAUAUGCUCGCUUACUUUACAUAGCCAUAACCUUACAUUUGUGUACGCCGUAGCCCUGUGAUUACUUCUAGCUUUUUUCCGGUAUUGUUGUUGCUGGUCAAUGGACUUAUUGCGGUAUUUGCACGUUAUGAAGUACACAGCCCUCGUCGUGAUGGCUGGGUCAGCUUUCUCCAGUUAACGGCAAAUAAAUCUUUGUUUUUUAAUCGUCUAUAGCAUUGUUGCGUGCCGGUGUUGAUCGCCUGCUAACAGUUUUCAUAUUCUGAUUUCCUAUUAAACUUUAGUUUAACUCCUUUCUAUGUUUCAUGAUGUUUUUUUAACAACUUUCGUUUGUUGCAAAGCACGUGCCAUUUUCAGAGGCGUGUUGUUAGCGGUGUUCGCAAUCGCCAUUUACCUGUGGACUGUACAUGCCGUUGUUGUGAGCCAUGCAAAUGCAAUGUUCAGCGUGCCCUCACUCAGUCCUCAAUUCUCAGGCUUAUCUAGAUUGCGUAUCAUGCUCCUUGCUCACACGAUGCUUCAACAAUGUUCUCCAUCGAA